AUUAAUUUCUUCCCCAAUCACCAAAAGCUAUAAUUUCAGCUUUUACUCGAUUCUUCCAAACCCUAACAAUGUCCCAAUUUUGCAUUUCAAAGUGCGCAAACGAUCCGAUUCGAGCGACCUACGUGAAUCUCUACAAGUGGCCGGGAUCCGACGCGGAGUUCAUGAGAUCCGCCGCCGUGCACGGCGGCGGAGCGCGGCUGCACAGUCGAGUCGUCGACAGCCUUUCGUGCCGGCAGAUGUAUCUGAGAAGUUACACCUUCUCGAGGAAGGAGGAGACGGUGCCUGAGAGGACUAUAAAUUGCUUCCGGAAGGUUCGCGAGAGAGUCGCGGCGGCCGGAGGGGACGAGAGGAACGGAAAGGUCCGGCGCCGGAGGAGGCGGCGGCGGCGGCGGCGCGUGGUGGUCGGAAGGAUGAAGGAGAUUUCACGCGCCGCCUUGCGUGGUGUUUUCCGGAGGCUGCUGUUUUGUACGGCAACCGUCGAUGUAGUGGAUCCGCCGGUGUAGUUUCGUGUGAUGUGGUCCAGGGAGUUCAGGUCCUUGUACAGAUCUGACCGUUGAUUCAGGUGAGACCAAGAUGAAGAUGGAUGGAUAGAUCUGUUUCGAAAUACCGAGGCCUGGCGGGUCCUGAACGUGGCAAGUAGGGGGAACUUUUUCUUCUUUGCCACAAGUGGAAGGCUUCCUUUCUUGUAGUUUUCUUUUCUUUUGCCCUUUUCAUUUAAUUUCUUUAUUAUAUUUU
This is a messenger RNA of Andrographis paniculata, 735 nucleotides long. RefSeq lists its product as uncharacterized. The transcript has a single exon. Lineage: Eukaryota; Viridiplantae; Streptophyta; Magnoliopsida; Lamiales; Acanthaceae. The record is from RefSeq and is a predicted model, not a curated record. The coding region runs from base 69 to 503 and encodes 144 amino acids.